AUGGCGACGACGGCGAGCCAACCCCCGAAGCCCAUCGCCACCGCCACCAUCAUCGGCUAUCCCGCUCCCAACACGGGUGCGCCGCCCCUUUCAUUGCCUGUGACCGCCUACCCCGCCGCGACGCAUGUCAACCGCAACCCCUACUUCAUCCCCUUCGGCGGCGGCUACAACGGCCGCCCCGCCCCUUCCUCCCGCAACGCCAUCUACCGUUGGAUUUUUUUAUCCACGGCCGCCGCCUUCCUCGUCAUCUUCGCCAUCACCUUCCUCCUCUUGUUCAUCCUCCGCCCCCGCGUCCCCGACUUCUCUGUAUCCUCUGCCACCGUCUCCUCCUUCAACCUAUCCUCCCCAUCCGACGCCGAUCCGAAGAUGUUGUCCUCCUUCGACAUCGCCCUCUCCAUCUCCAACCCUAAUAAGAAGAAUAAAUUCUGGUACGAAGCGCUCGUCGUGGAAGUGGGCUACGAUGGCUACAUCCUCGCAGCGACGACGCUCCCUCCGUUCGACCAGGACACUGGAAACUUCACAACGCUUCGGGCGACUCUAGUGGCGGCCGGAGACUACGUAGGCACCGACGUGGCGACGGGGAUGUCCGACGACCGGGCGAGCGGCGAUAGCAUGGUGUUCCAGGUGCUGGUGGAGUCGGGGAUCUGGUUCAAGAAGAGGCUGUGGGGGACGAGUGGGACCACCUUGAUUAGGGUUUACUGCGGGGACAUCAGAAUAGCGUCUGCGAACAAGACGGCCAGAUCUGGGUCGAUGGUCGGGCCGGCCAAGAAAUGCCAGGUUGAACAUCUUGGUAAUUUGCUGAGAUGA
This is a messenger RNA of Zingiber officinale, 807 nucleotides long. RefSeq lists its product as uncharacterized. Lineage: Eukaryota; Viridiplantae; Streptophyta; Magnoliopsida; Zingiberales; Zingiberaceae. The transcript has a single exon. The record is from RefSeq and is a predicted model, not a curated record. Gene Ontology annotation, cellular component: plasma membrane. The coding region runs from base 1 to 807 and encodes 268 amino acids.